Salarias fasciatus (jewelled blenny) is the source of this 1239-nucleotide messenger RNA. It is a transcript of the gene rcl1, whose product is annotated as RNA terminal phosphate cyclase-like 1. Gene Ontology annotation, cellular component: nucleolus. Bases 107 to 1225 code for a protein of 372 amino acids. NCBI's taxonomy places the organism in Eukaryota, Metazoa, Chordata, Actinopteri, Blenniiformes, Blenniidae. The transcript is spliced from 9 exons. Gene Ontology annotation, biological process: endonucleolytic cleavage of tricistronic rRNA transcript (SSU-rRNA, 5.8S rRNA, LSU-rRNA); ribosome biogenesis. Gene Ontology annotation, molecular function: RNA endonuclease activity. The record is from RefSeq and is a predicted model, not a curated record.
GCGCCUUUUGGUCCCUCGCGGGUUCCCGUCCCCUCCCCUCCCACUACACGGCUUCCUGUGCAAACACACGUGGAUUCCACUGACGCCAGCCACAAACAACAAUAACAUGGCAAGCCACGGCCUGACCUACGACGGCUGCAAUUUCUUCAGACAGCGGCUGGUGCUGUCCACGUUGACCGGGAAGCGCGUGAAGAUAAGAAACAUCCGCUCCAAGGAGGACGAGCCGGGGCUCCGCGAUUUUGAGGCCAGCUUCAUCAGACUGUUAGACAAAGUGACCAAUGGCUCCAGGAUAGAGAUAAACCAAACAGGUACUGUGCUGUUCUACCAGCCCGGCCUGUUGUACGGAGGCUCCGUGGAACAUGACUGUAAUCCGCAGCGGUCCAUUGGAUAUUACCUGGAGGCGCUGCUCAUGCUGGCUCCGUUCAUGAAGACGUCUCUGAAAGCAACUUUGAGAGGAGUCACCAAUGACCCCACAGACCCAACGGUAGACCUGCUGAAAUCCACUGCCCUCCCUCUUUUGAAGAAGUUUGGGAUUGAUGGAGAGGGGCUGGAUCUCAAGGUGGUGAAGAGAGGAAUGGCACCUGGUGGGGGUGGAGAAGUGGCUUUCACAUGUCCUGUCCGCAGGACGAUCAACCCCAUCCAACUGACUGAUCCAGGCAAGAUCAAGAGGAUCAGGGGCGUGGCAUAUUCUGCUCGAGUUUCCCCUCAGAUGGCCAACAGGAUCGUGGACUCAGCCAGAGGGAUCCUCAACCAGUUACUCCCCGACAUAUACAUCUAUACAGACCACAUGAAGGGAGCCAACUCUGGAAAGUCUCCAGGUUUCGGCCUGACUCUGGUAGCAGAGACGCUGAACGGCUGCUUCCUCAGUGCAGAGAUGUCGUCCACCCCGCAGGGACAAGGGGAACCCAUGCUGCCAGAGGACCUCGGCGCCAACUGUGCCAAGCUGCUUUUGCAGGAGAUACAUCGGGGCGGCUGCGUGGAUUCGACCAAUCAGAGCCUGGCACUCCUCCUGAUGACCCUUGGCCAGCAGGAUGUGUCGAAGGUUUUGCUCGGACCCCUUUCCCCUUACACGAUCGAGUUCCUGAGACACAUUCGAGACUUUUUCCAGAUUAUGUUUAAGCUUGAGGUCCAGAAGCCUCUAGAAGACGAGAGGAAAGGAGGAGACAAAGUUCUGGUGACCUGUGUCGGAGCUGGAUACAGCAACAUCAACAAGACUCUGAAAUAAAGUUUUUAUAUGUA